Molecule: messenger RNA, 2244 nt
Organism: Hyalella azteca
Lineage: Eukaryota; Metazoa; Arthropoda; Malacostraca; Amphipoda; Hyalellidae
Product: COMM domain-containing protein 3
Exons: 4
Coding region: 273-905 (210 amino acids)
Biological process (GO): sodium ion transport
Source: RefSeq, a predicted model, not a curated record
GAACUUAUGCGGGGCACGACGCACGAUACUGCUUCAUUAUCCUUGUAGCCUGUAGGAUUAUUUAUAAGAAGGUUGCCUGCGUCCUGCCCUUACUAGAGUCAGUUUCCAUUUACGCGCUGGCGGAUAGUACAAUUGUUUACGUGAGUCCGGAUUUCAAAAAGCAGCGUUGACUCCCUCAAAAUUAAGAGUUUUUCCAACUUUUGUGAGUAUUUUUUCAACAAUUUUGAAUGAAAUUUUACCUAGCGUAGUAGGUACUUGAGAAACAAAUUACAAUGGAACUAUCGUUUGAAGUUUGUAAUGCUUUGAAAGCUCUAUCGUCGAGCCCUAAGGCCGAAUUUGAAGCGGUGGUGGUACAAGCAACUGAAGACCUGAUUGAAAUCUCUCAAGAAGAAAAAAUUGUUACAUGUCAAAGCAAAGUGUGCUGCAGUAGCAGUUCAAGCUAUAGCUCUCUGCUGACUCUAUUCACUGAGCUUUCUAAGCAUCAAUUGUCAAGCCAGCACCUCACAGAGCAGCUACAAGACUUGGAUUGGCCACAAGAUCGCAUAGCAAGUGUCUGCACGGCAUAUGAGAGUGUGACAUCAUCUGUUCGUUGCUGCCUCUCUUCAGUGGCGUCACUGCUACCGCAUAUAGUGGACGUUGACUGGAAACUGGUGCAUACUGUAUCUAGUACUUCUAAUGCAGCUGAAAAAGAGAGCGUCUACCUUCUACGUUUCACCGUGCGACCUAGCAACAUGGCCAGCAAUGGUACUGGCUGCAGCACUAAUGAGGCUGGUAGUGCUGCUAGUGGUAGCAAACCUAACCUUGAGUAUAUUACAUUGCGAUGUUCCUUGCCGGAACUCGUUGCUGUCACAGACUCUCUUAGAAGAGCUGUUGCCACUCUUAACAAACUUGCAGGCGCAAACUGACCAUUUCUUUUUGCAUAUUUUAUUCCUAUUAAUAAACAGGGACCGAGAAAACUGGUAGCUAUCAUUCCUAUUAAGCUACUCUCUUCUACCUGUCAGGUCAAAACCUUUUUGUAUUUCAUAGCAUUUAUAUAAAGUUAUAGCCAGGGUGUAUUUAUUUAUUAAUUGUCAUUGUUAUGUUUGAAUUGUUAGUUGUUGCCGCUGAAUUGCUGUUAACCAACAAAUUCCUACUUGGAGCUCCUCUAUCGUUUCUAUCUGGCUAAGAAGCUUCAUCUUAUCGUAUCAAUUUAAAUUAAUUAUGACUAAACUGGAACACUUACUGUAGUGCAACUGAAUUAAUUUAUAAAAUAAUGAAGUUGUAUAUACUUGCUUAAUUCUUGCUGUCAGUUGUUCAUGUUUUUCUAUCACAUUGAAUCAGUCGAUCCGGGAUGAAGUUUCGAUUUUUGAUGUCAAUUUUUUUCAGCUUUACUUGCCCGGUUGCUCACUAUUGAUCAUAAUGAUUGGUUUGCUUUCUGUUUCCGCUGCUCGUUACUGAACAGUUUCUUCUCCAUUGCUUUUAAUUGCCGCAUAAGACUUUUCCUGCGUUUCCUUGACAUUCCUCGCUGAGUAUUUGUUGUUUUCUAGACUCUAAUUUGUUUCAUUUUAGUUUCUUUUAUUAGCUAACCUGUUGAAUAAUUAUUCCUAAAUAUCAUUAAUUUUAUGAAAUUGAUGCCACCUAUUGAUAUGUAUUUAAGUCACCUCAUAUUUUUUGGAAUAUCUACAAAAUUUAAAGUUUCUAAAUCGUAUUUGGUAUUGCAAUUUAAUUUGAUCCAUGAAUAUGUGGGGCCAAAGAUAUCUUUUUAGUAUUGAUCAUGUGUAUAAGGGUGACGUGUAUAUAUAAGGCGUGUGGAAGUAGCAUGAAGAUAUACACUUUAUACGAUAUAUGACAUUUGAACUUCCAUAAUAAUAUUUGUGACGUUCUAUUAUCGUAAACUAUAUACUGAAGGGACUUCUCGGUCCCAAACCCCGGAACGGAAACAUACAAAUUUUUUAAUGAAUUUAACAGUGUGUGAGAAAUUAGACAAUCCUGUUAAAAGUUAAUAUAAAAUACUAGUAGCAGAAUAAAUAGCAGUUGCCACUCGCACUUGCUCUUACCAUUUAUUGUUUUAUAAGUCUGGUUGAGGUGUAAAUAAGCGCCACACGUGUCAGUUUGUAAAAUUGUAAUAGUUGAAAAUGUUUCAUUUAUCUUACCAUAAAAAACACCACAUCUUCUUCCCCACACAAUCAUUAAAACGACAUAAAAUAUAUUAUGGCACAUUUCAAGUUAAUAAUAGUUUACCACGGUGCUUAUAUGUUAAAUAUU